UGUCAGUGAUAAAUUGAAUAGACUGUUUGGUCGCAAGAAGCCUGUACACCAUGUUCUUGGGGGAGGCAAAUUGGCUGAUGUGCUACUAUGGAGGAACAAGAAAAUCUCAACCAGUGUUUUGGCUUCUGCCACAAUUAUGUGGAUGUUGUUUGAAUGGCUUGACUAUCACCUCCUUACAUUUGUUUGCUUUGCUUUGAUUCUAGGAAUGUUUAUACAGUUUCUCUGGACUCAUACUUCAGGCCUGGUGACCAGGUCUCCAUCACAAGUUCCACAUAUUGUUUUGCUAAAAGAAGUGUUUGUCGGCAUAGCAAAGACCGUAGGGGCUGAAGUCAACCGUGGUUUGGGCUUCCUUCAAAACGUCGCGUGUGGUGGAACUCCCAAGCACUUCCUAGUUGCUGUGACAAGCUUGCUGGCAGCUGUUAUCAUUGGAAGCUGGUGCAACUUUCUGACUGUUGUGUACCUUGGUUUUGUUGGGGCCCACACACUGCCAGUGCUCUAUGAAAGAUAUGAGGGAAAACUAUCAAAUAUGACCUCCUACCAUAUCGAAUCCGUCGAUUAAGCCCUCAUACUUAGAAAGCACUCAAUUGAACCCUUCAACUCAUGGAAAAAAGUCAAUUGGCAUUACUAGCCGGUUGUUUCCGAGUUUCCGGUUUCAAUUUCACACGUGUCAAGUGUGUGGAAUUUUAAUUUUAUUUUCCUCAUUUAUCC
This is a messenger RNA of Cuscuta europaea, 708 nucleotides long. NCBI's taxonomy places the organism in Eukaryota, Viridiplantae, Streptophyta, Magnoliopsida, Solanales, Convolvulaceae. The record is from the annotation of a GenBank genome assembly.